AUGUGCCAAUUUAGGAAUAGAUCCCCAGAUGAAAGAGCAACUGCUCCUUUAGAUUUUGUGCAUUGUGACCUGGCUGGUCCUAUUGAUCCUGUAGGAAGAGAUGGCUUUAAGUAUGCUUUGUCAUUCGUUGAUGACUAUUCAGGGAUUAUUAUGGUCUAUUUUCUAAAAUGUAAGAGUGAUACCCCAGAAGCAUUACAGCAAUUUUUGGCUGAUGCUGCUCCUUUUGGGAGGGUUAAGAGGCUGUCUCCGUAAAAACCUCCAGGUCAAUAUGGGGCUCAAAAAUAGAUUUCUCUCAUACUCUAGUAUUUUGAAGAUCUAUCCUUGGGAACAACUAAAAUCGAUGUCAUUUUACUCAAAUUUCCUUUAAAUUAUUUUUGGGGCGAUUGAUGUUCGAUCGACUGGUAACCAACUUGAUACUCCGAAUGAAGGCCAAAUAUCGACAUAUUUUCAGCGCUAUUUUUAAAUCAAAUUCAUACCUAAAUUUCAAAAUUUUUGCUCAGAAAUAUAGACUUAUCCUUCUAUUUUCGUCGGUGAUACAACUUAGAUCAUUAUUCUUUGGUAUAAAAUAGAAAACAGCGCAGUUAUUGACCCUCCCGAACGGAUAAAGGAUAUCGUCUCAAAAUAUGUCAACUUCGAAAGCUUAUUUCAAAAUCGUGGCACUUGAUUGGCACAUGACUUUAACUUUUCUAUAAACUACUAACAUUAGUCAACACAAAUCGCCAAUAAUAUCUUUCUGCUCUACCAUUUGACAAAAAUGACAAGCGCGCAAACUUUGUAAAAUUUGAAAAUGUGUCGAAAUCGAGCAUACUUUAUUGGUAAACAUAAUUAUUGAUAUUAACAGAUAAAAUCACCUUACACUACACUGAAUGAAGCUUCAUUAUGUAAAUAUAUGUCUUUCAUCAUUAUUCUUUGGUUUGGCGCUUGAAUCAAAUUGUUUGAGUACAGUUUGGCUUCACGGAUAGAGUCAUUCAAUGCCAGUGUGUCCAGUGUCUUCUGCGCGCCUCAAUGCCACGAGUCCUGAUUGUGACAUACUAUACAAUCUUCGCUCUGUUCGCUCUGUUUACCUCUUUAACAAAUACCUUUACCUGUUUAACAAAUAACAAUGUUCAAUGAAAUUGGAAAACUCAGAAUUAGUCAUACAACAGACAGAAUUUUCAUUGUUUUUAAACUGUUUUAUAAAAGUUUCAUUAGAAUGUACGAAUUAAAUCUUGUUGGCCUGGGCCGAACGAAAUCAGAAAUGUAUACUCGCUGUGAUGUCAAAUGUCAAUAUUUUGUUAGUUUCGCUCAGUAUAUUUUUCUAGCAACUGAAUUGUCUCUAGGUUUAGAAACAAUUAUCAAUGAAACUAAAAUUCAAGUAAGUCACGGUUCUGUAUAAAAAAUCAACUUUUUCAGGCCGACCUGGGUCACUUUGCUCAAGGCUAUGCUUCAAGAAUUUAUAUUAUUUCUUGUUGUAUAAAAAUAUGCGAAUAUUUUGAUAUAAUACAAAACAAUUCAGCGCAAACAGCUGUAACCCAUUUCAACACGUCUCAGUUAUUUAAUCAAUGUUAUUCCUUUUUUUAGUAACAAUUAGAAAGGUUCUGAAAAUUAGAAUUAAUUUAUAUUCUUCUUUCCGACAAGCUUUAAAGGGUGACAAAUUUGCAAGUGAUAACUAAUGUCAUUCUUACACGCCAGCAACUUUGAAGAACAGUCUACUGUGUCUCGGAAUUUUCCACACUCAGAAGUAGAAAAGGAACAUUUCUACAUUAUUGCUUACCGUCAUUUUCAUCUGUCAGCAUAAAAUCUACUGUCUGUCCAAAUCGUUUAGGUUUACCUAACGUUGCGUGAUCACAAAUUGCGGCUGUAGUAGAAGUAGAACACCAUUAUUGUAAACACAAAAACCUCGUGCAAUACUGUCUAAGACUACUAUUUAAUUCAAUACAAAGAAAGGGAAAUCAGAGAGCAACGAAACAUUUCAUUGUCAUUUGAUUGACAUGUUUACGCUCAGCGAGUACAUUUCUUUCGGUUAGGAGUUUUCCCCGAGAUUAAUUCGUACAUUCUAUAAAACGAAACUUUUAUAUAACAGUUUAAGGUAAACAAACCAAUGAAAGUUAUGUCUGUAGUAUGACUAAUUCUGAAUUUUCUAAUUUCUUUGAGACAUUUUAUUUACAGGAGGUAAACAAAGCGAACAGAGCGAAGUUCGUAUGUCACAAUCAGGACUGAUGCCGUCAUGGCAUUGAGGCGCGCAGAAUUUGAACACACUGCUGGACACACUGGCAUUGAAUGACUAUCCUUGAAGCCAAACUGUACAGUCAAACAAUUUCAUUCGAGUGCAAAACCAAAGAAUAAUGAUGAAAGACAUAUAUUUACAUAAUCAAGCUUCAUUCAGUGUAGUGUAAGGUGGUUUUAUUUGUUAAUAUCAAGAAUUAUGUUUACCGAUAAAGUAUGCCCGAGUUCGACACAUUUUCAAAUUUUACAAAGUUUGCGCGCUUGUCAUUUUUGUCAAAUGGUAGAGCAGAAAGAUAUUAUUGGCGAUUUGUGUUGACUAAUGUUAGUAGUUUAUAGAAAAGUUAAAGUCAUGUGCCAAUCAAGUGCCACGAUUUUGAAAUAAGCUUUCGAAGUUGGCAUAUUUUGAGACGAUAUCCUUUAUCCGUUCAGGAGGGUCAAUAACUGCGCUGUUUUCUAUUUUAUACCAAAGAAUAAUGAUCUAAGUCAUAUCACCCGCGAAAAUAGAAGGAUAAGUCUAUAUUUCUGAGCAAAAAUUUUGAAAUUUAGGUAUGAAUUUGAUUUAAAAAAUAGCGCUGAAAAUAUGUCGAUACUUGGCCUUCAUUCGGAGUAUCAAGUUGGUUACCAGUCGAUCGAACAUCAAUCGCCCCCAAAAAUAAUUUAAAGGAAAUUUGAGUAAAAUGACAUCGAUUUUAGUUGUUCCCAAGGAUAGAUCUUCAAAAUACUAGAGUAUGAGAGAAAUCUAUUUUUGAGCCCCAUACUGACCUGGAGGUUUUUACGGAGACAGCCUCUUAAGCAUGUCAGGAGUGACAAUGGCACAGAAUUCACUAGUCAUAAAUUCAAAUCUAUUCUUUGAGAAAAUAGGAUAAGGCAUGAGACUGGUGCACCAUAUUCCCCACAUCAGAAUGGAACGGUGGAAAGAGCAUGGUUGAGUCUUUUUAAUAUGGCUCGAUGUUUGUUGCUUGAGGCAAACUUGCCAAAGUCCAUAUGGACUUAUGCUGUUAUGGCAGCAGCCUACAUCAGAAAUCGUUGCUUCAAUGCGAGAUUGGGCAAAACUCCUUAUGAGGCAUUUACAGGGUCUAAACCAGAUUUGAGCAAUAUGCAUGUCUUUGGUUUCGUUUGUUACGCAUAUGUGCAAAAUGCAAAGAAAUUAGAUCCUAGAAGUAAACAGGGUAUAUUUGUGGGAUAUGAUAAAAGAAGUCCUGCAUAUCUUGUCUUUUAUCCUGAUUCCAAUAAGGUUGAACGUGUAAGGUGUGUGAAAUUUUUCAAUGAGAGCAACCAUGAAUCUAAGGUUAAUCCUGACGAACAGGAAGGGGAAUUUCUGCCCAGUAAAGUGUCUGUACCUAUUGCCAAUGAGAGUGUAAUAUCAACACAAGGGGAUGAAAGUGCAAAUGGCACUGAAACUGUGCAUGAUGAAGUACAGUACCCUAGUCAAACUCGUACUAAGCCAACAUAUUUGAAUGAAUAUGUAACUGGUAAGGUUGUUGAUGAUGCAGCAACAUGUGCAGUUGAUUAUUGCUAUAGAACCCAUGACAUUCCAACUAGCUAUUCCCAAGCAGUACAUUCUCCUGAAAGAAAUAAAUGGGAAAAAGCCAUGGAUGAUGAAAUUGAGGCCUUAGAGAGCAAUGAAAAUUUUGAGUUGGUCCCACCCCCAAAGGGCUGUGAGGUAGUGGGGGGGGGGGGGAAAUGGGUGUAUACCAUUAAGAUAGGACCAGAUAAGGCUGAAACAUACAAAGCUCGUUAUGUAGCAAAAGGCUACUCGCAGAUUCCUGAUAUUGAUUACCAUGAAACCUUUUCCCCAACCGCUCGGAUGAGCUCUAUUCAUGUUUUAUUACAGCAGGCAAUUCAGAAUGAUAUGCUUGUUCACCAGAUGGAUGUAAAAACAGCCUAUUUAAAUGGCGCAAUAGACUGUGAGAUUUUCAUAGAUCAGCCAGAAGGCUACGAAAGGGUAGGACAAAAUGGUGAGAGGUUGGUGUGCAAAUUAAAUAAGUCUUUGUAUGGUCUUAAGCAGAGUGGACGCAAUUGGAACAUGCUACAUGAUUACCUUAUGAAGGAGAGCUUCACUCAAUCACUUGCUGACCCAUGUGUUUACAUUAGAAAUGGUGGUACAAAUGAAUGUACAAUUAUCAUCAUUUGGGUUGAUGAUCUCAUAAUUUCUGCUAGCCAUGAAAUUCUUUUGCAGAGUGUGAAAGAUUCUUUAAGUAGUAAAUUUAGAAUGAAGGACCUAGGGGUAUUGUCAUGGUUCCUAGGCACAGAAUUCAAGUGUUCUGAAAGUGCAAUUGAAAUGAGCCAAAAGCAAUAUAUUGAGAAAUUGCUGUUAAGGUUUGGCAUGGCAGAAUGCAAGCCAAAGGUGACCCCAACAGUACUAGGUUUAGAUAAGGUUGUGGAUACAAAAUCACCUGAAUUGAAAGAUCCAACUCUUUAUAGAGCGAUAGUUGGGAGCCUAAUAUAUGUGAUGACAGGUACAAGGCCUGAUUUGUGUUAUAUAGUCACUAAGCUUUCCCAAAACAUGUCGAAACCCACUGAAGCUAACCUUAUUGCUGCAAAACAUGUUCUAAGGUAUUUGAAAGGCACAAUUUAGCAAAGAUUGAGAUUCAGGAAAUCUGAGAGCACUCUAAAACUUAUUGGGUUUUGUGACUCAGAUUGGGGAGGUGAUGUUUGUGACAGGCAUAGCAUAUCUGGCUAUGGUUUUCAGUUGUUGGACGAGGGUCCUUUAGUUUCUUGGAGAAGUAGAAAACAGCUAACUGUUGCAUUGUCCACAUGUGAGGCAGAGUAUAUGGCACUGACAGACGCAGUGCAGGAAGCCAAGUUCUUAAAGCAGUUGUGUGUUGAUCUACAUAUUGUUCAGGUAAGUUAUAGUGUUCUGGUAAAUGGUGACAACCAAGGUGCAAUCAAUCUAGCUAAGAACCCUAUGUACCAUAAAAGAUCAAAACAUAUCGAUGUGAAGUAUCAUUUCAUUCGAAGUGAAGUUCGAAUAGGUAGUAUAGUAUUAGCAUAUAUUCCAACGGACGAGAAUGUAGCAGAUAUCUUUACAAAGCCAGUUAGUAAAGUCAAGUUAGAUAAGUUUGGACCAUUUAUUUCAGGUAAGUAUCAUUCAGCAUAA
This is a messenger RNA of Paramuricea clavata, 5305 nucleotides long. Lineage: Eukaryota; Metazoa; Cnidaria; Anthozoa; Malacalcyonacea; Plexauridae. The record is from the annotation of a GenBank genome assembly.